GAAUAAGGAAUAGGAAUGGCGGCAGUAGGAGGAGGUGGUGGUGGUGGUGGUGGUGGUGGGGGAGUAGAGUGGCAUCAGAGACCACCGAAUGCUAAAAAUCCAAUCGUAUUCUUUGAUGUUACAAUCGGAACUAUCCCUGCUGGCCGCAUCAAGAUGGAACUCUUUGCUGAUAUCGCUCCCAAAACUGCUGAAAACUUUCGCCAGUUUUGUACCGGAGAAUUUAGAAAAGGUGGACUACCUGUUGGAUACAAGGGAUGCCAAUUUCAUAGGAUUAUCAAGGACUUUAUGAUACAAGCUGGUGAUUUUCUUAAGGGAGAUGGCAGUGGAUGUGUAUCAAUAUAUGGAACUAAGUUUGAGGAUGAAAAUUUCAUAGCCAAGCAUACUGGACCUGGCCUUUUGUCAAUGGCCAAUAGUGGACCAAAUUCUAAUGGAUGCCAGUUUUUUCUCACCUGUGCCAAGUGUGAUUGGCUUGACAAUAAGCAUGUGGUAUUUGGGAGAGUUCUUGGUGAUGGGCUUCUGGUGCUGAGGAAGAUCGAAAAUAUAGCCACUGGACCAAACAACCGUCCAAAGUUGCCCUGUAUUAUUGCUGAGUGUGGGGAGAUGUGAUCACGAGUUUGUUUUUUUUUUGCACGUGCACUUGUGUAUUUAGAUUAAUCACUUGCAUAAAUGCAUCCUCUCAGAGUGUGUUAAUGAUUGAUUAUCUAUCUGGCUGGUGAAGUCAAAAGGUAAGCAUGCAGGUUUGAUAUAGAACGACGUUGUGUUGCUCUUUAGGCACUUGGUUCAUUUCUUUAUUUAAGCUGCAUAUUUCGGUCA
Messenger RNA from Erigeron canadensis, 813 nucleotides. Its product is annotated as peptidyl-prolyl cis-trans isomerase CYP22. Lineage: Eukaryota; Viridiplantae; Streptophyta; Magnoliopsida; Asterales; Asteraceae. Gene Ontology annotation, biological process: protein peptidyl-prolyl isomerization; protein folding. Gene Ontology annotation, molecular function: peptidyl-prolyl cis-trans isomerase activity. Bases 16 to 606 code for a protein of 196 amino acids. The transcript is spliced from 6 exons. The record is from RefSeq and is a predicted model, not a curated record. Gene Ontology annotation, cellular component: intracellular membrane-bounded organelle.